This is a messenger RNA of Pistacia vera, 1719 nucleotides long. RefSeq names its product clathrin coat assembly protein AP180-like. The transcript has a single exon. The record is from RefSeq and is a predicted model, not a curated record. NCBI's taxonomy places the organism in Eukaryota, Viridiplantae, Streptophyta, Magnoliopsida, Sapindales, Anacardiaceae. The coding region runs from base 1 to 1719 and encodes 572 amino acids. Gene Ontology annotation, molecular function: SNARE binding; clathrin heavy chain binding; 1-phosphatidylinositol binding. Gene Ontology annotation, biological process: clathrin coat assembly; clathrin-dependent endocytosis; vesicle budding from membrane. Gene Ontology annotation, cellular component: clathrin-coated pit; clathrin-coated vesicle.
AUGCCAAGCAAGCUGAAGAAGGCAAUUGGGGCAGUUAAAGAUCAAACAAGCAUUGGAUUAGCCAAGGUUUCUAAAUCAACACCAUCAAACGUUGAAGUUAUAAUCCUUAAGGCCACCAGACAUGAUGAAAUUCCGGUUGAUGAUCGCUACCUUAACGAAUUGCUUCAAUUGAUUUCUUCCAACAAAGUUCAUGUUGUGGCUUGUGCACAAGUCAUUGCCAAGAGAAUAGGCAGGACUCGAAAUUGGAUUGUUGCUCUUAAGUCCCUCGUGCUUAUUCUUAAAAUAUUUCAUGAUGGUGACCCUUUUUUCCCUAGAGAAAUUGUUAAUGCAAUGAAACGUGGUCACAAGAUUCUCAACCUUACAAAUUUUAGAGAUGACUCCAAGUCAAGCCCCUGGGAUUAUACUGCUUUUGUUAGGACUUUUGCCAUCUAUCUUGAUGAACGUUUAGAUUGUUUUCUUUCAGGGAAGCUUCAAAGAAGAUAUACAAAUCGAGAAAAGGAGAAUGGUGGAGCUGGGAGAUGCCACAAACCUGUUACUGACAUGAAACCAACACUUUUAAUUGACAGAAUAUCAAGUUGGCAAAGAUUGCUUGAUAGAGCCAUUGGUACAAGACCAACUGGUGCAGCCAAAAGCAACAAACUGGUUCAGAUUUCUCUGUAUGCAAUUGUACAAGAAAGUUUUGAUUUAUACAGGGAUAUAUCUGAUGCAUUGGCGCUUCUUUUAGAUAAUUUCUUCCAUCUACAAUAUGAAUCAUGUGCGAGUGCGUUCCAGGCUUGUGUCAAGGCUUCAAAACAAUUUGAAGAGCUUUGUUCAUUUUAUGCAUUGUGUAAGAGUAUUGGGAUUGGAAGAACCUCCGAAUACCCAAGUGUACAAAAGGUAUCAGAUGAGCUUGUUGAAACAUUGAAAGAAUUCUUGAAAGACCAAGCUUCUUUCCCUAGAAAUGGGAGCAGAUCACCAGUAAUGCUUCUUCCAGCGCCACCAGUACCUAAUAAUAAGGACCCUUGUUCAUCAAGUUCUGAACCUGGUGAUGAAUAUAUUUAUGAUCAAUCAUCAGGACCAACAGAAAGAGAAUCUGAAUUUGGUUCGCUAGGAACAAGCUCGAGUGCAUCUUUUGAGCAAUAUUGUUCAUCUUCACGAUCUGAUCAACAAGAAUAUGACAACAUUUGUACCAUAGAUACUAUAUCAAACCAUUCUAUGUCCCUCGAUCAAUGCAAAGACAUGACUUUGGAUAUUUUAUUUUUAGACGACUGCACGGCGGCAGAGCAUAAUCAACAACAACAACAAAAACAUGAAAGAGAUGAGUGGGAGCUUAUGCUUGCUGAAACUGCCACACAACAACAAUCAGAAACUUUAACCAAUGCAUCAAUUUCGGACAAUUUCAUUCAUCAAACUAAUUCUUCGCCUGAUCAGCAACCAUAUAAUCCAUUUCUACAAGAUGCAAUGGAUGUAUCAACCACUGUCAAUAGUGAACAAGAAGAAUUUCAAAUCACUACAGAUACUUUUUCAGCCGCUCCAACAUUUCGGGCAAUGCCAACAUUUGAACAUAAUGUUGACCCAUUUACAAUGGCAAUGCAGAGUGAAGAUGAUCCUUUUGAGUCGUGCAUGGGUGACAACCAUAUGCAUAUAAAUAAUGGGUCUCCAAAUAACCAAAUUGUGUUGCAUGAACAACAACUGUGGUUAAAGAAUCAAAACAAGAUUAUAGCAAAGCGUAUGGCUUAA